AUUUGUUUAUGCGUUUGGUUGAUGCGUUAUCUCAAAGCGACUUACAUUGGACUGUAAUCUACAAUAAGUAGCUAUUCAAAGUCUUUUCACGAUCUACAGAGAUAGUGUUUUUGACUGUUCUACCGGACAUCAUGUCAUUUACUUCAUCCGAGAGUCAAAAUGUCCCUGACGACCCUCACAGGCCCAGAAGCGACACAUUCUCCGCUGAGUUGGAACUUCGCAACAGCUUUGAAUCGGACUCCGAGGAGGCAUGCUUUGACAUCAUGCAUUGCAUAAAAAUGAGCUGCAGCCGCAUGUUCAUGCAGGACAGAGGAUGUAAUGACGGUUUGGGAUUGCUGAGCGUUGGCGGCAUCUCCUCUUGUGAAAGCCAAAUCGUCCGCAGUCCUCCGAUGUCCAGCGCAUCCCUCCAUACAUCCUGCAAUUCUCUAGAAGCAGCAGGGCCUUCAGAAAGCAUGGAUUUCUGUAGUGACCACGAAGUGUCUUCUAUCGAGUCUACAUCUCUAGGAGUGUCACCUGCAGACUCUGUGGACAGCAGUACAGAAAACCAUGUCAGUCUAAGGAAGAAAGUGAAGAACAGGAUCUGCUCACUCUUCAAGAGGACAUGGAAUGCUAUAAAGCGUCCUUCGUUCAGUUGUGAAACACUGACAGAGCCGUUCACGCCUCCGUCACAUGACACAGAUCUAGACGGUGCAGAUUCAUCACGUCUUGCGGAUCCUAGGCUGGCUGAAUGGAGCUUUGACAGUGCCAACAACCCCUUUGAAGGAGGACGUGACAAUAGCCUGGAACUGUUAAGCAUUAGCAGUGAGGAACGAGUCUUCCUGAGCCUGAAGGAGCCGAGUGACGAAGUGGCGCCUUCUGUGGAGAACAGCACAGGUAGUUUAUGUGGUUUUGAGCAUUGUAAAUCACAGUACUUUGCUGGAUAUCUGAUGAGCACACUACUGAGUGCACUGCAGCACUGCAGGGCAUCGACUCAAGACUGUGAUCCUACUGGGAAAAGUUGCACUCUGGGUGAUGGUUUUUGCAUAUGA
Molecule: messenger RNA, 1028 nt
Organism: Puntigrus tetrazona (Sumatra barb)
Lineage: Eukaryota; Metazoa; Chordata; Actinopteri; Cypriniformes; Cyprinidae
Exons: 4
Coding region: 132-1028 (298 amino acids)
Source: RefSeq, a predicted model, not a curated record